CCAGGAGUGGGGCGCGGACGCCCGAGCCGGCCCGCUUCGGGAUGGGGGUUACCGCGGAGCCUUAGUAGCUGGGGUCUGUCGUGGGUUUGAGGGCAGGGGUCCGGGGAAUGGGCGUGUCCCGCACCCAGACACUCGCUACCCUCUCUCCAGGGGAGACGGUUUUUAAACAUGACAAACCCAGCGAGGUUAUGGAAAUGAGUGUAUGCAACUUCGCUCCUUCCUGGCGCCCAUAGGUGGACAGUCACACACACACGCGCGCACACUCGCGCGCGUGCACUCUUUGGGGCCGACUUUGCAUCCCCGCGCCUGGCCUCCGGCGUUGGGGAGGGCGCCCCCGGGCGCGCCGGGCACUGGGAUUAAGCCCCAGGGCUUUGCUGGGCUGUUUGUUUUCCGAGGUCGUUGCGUCCCGGUGGGUUCCUGGAUGACCAUCCUGGCUGGCUCAAUAUUUCCUCUAGAUUACCUGCGACCACACCCAGGAACCCAGCGGCUGACGCUCCUUUUCCCACCCGCACAGGUGGCCUCGAGGCGGUGGCAGGGCCGCCCCCUGCAGUCCGGAGGCAAGCGCACUAACCCGGCCUCCGGAGGAAGGUUCAGCUGGGAGAAACCGCUCUCGCUUCGUGCUACACUUGGGCAAAAUGAUUCUGAGCUUACUCACAUGGCAUUUUGGCAUAGCAAAAUGAAAUGCAAGGAACCAAAAAUAACAUAAUUGAAGGCAGUAAACCCGAAAUUAAAUAGAAAGAUCAUCAGUCCAGGAAGACCUACCGGAGAGUAUGGAAAAUAAAAGAAGCGGUGUUUUAUGUGCAUUUCAGCAGGUCUUCUUGAAAUUUAACUGAAAAUAUGACUGCUCUCUUUUCAGAGAACUGCUCUUUUCAGUACCAGUUACAUCAAACAAACCAGCCCCUAGAUGUUAACUGUCUGCUAUUCUUGAUCAUACUUGGGAAAAUAUUACUAAAUAUUCUCACACUAGUAAUGAGAAGAAAAAACACCUGUCAAAAUUUUAUGGAAUAUUUUUGCAUUUCACUAGCAUUCGUUGAUCUUUUGCUUUUGGUAAACAUUUCCAUUUUAUUGUAUUUCAGGGAUUUUGUACUUUUAAGCAUUAGAUUUACUAAAUACCACAUCUGCCUAUUUACUGAAAUUAUUUCCUUAACUUACGGCUUUUUGCAUUAUCCAGUUUUCCUGAUAGCUUGUAUAGAUUAUUGCCUGAAUUUCUCCAAAACAACCAAGUUUUCAUUUAAGUGUCAAAAAUUGUUUUAUUUCUGUACAGUAAUUUUAAUUUGGAUUUCAGUCCUUGCUUAUGUUUUGGGAGAUCCAGCCAUCUACCAAAGCCUGAAGCCACAGAAUGCUUAUUCUCAUCACUGUCCUUUUUAUGUCAGCAUUCAGAGUUACUGGGUAUCAUUUUUCAUGGUGAUGAUUUUACUUGUAGCUUUCAUAACCUCUUGGGAAGAAGUUACUACUUUGGUACAGGCUGUUAAGAUAACUUCCUAUAUGAAUGAAACUAUCUUAUAUUUUCCUUUUUCAUCCCACUCCAGUUAUACUGUGGGAUAUAAAAAAAUAUUCUUAUCCAAGCUCAUUGUCUGUUUUCUCGGUACCUGGUUACCAUUUGUACUACUUCAGGUAAUCAUUCUUUUAUUUAAAGCACAGAUUCCCGCAUAUAUUGAGAUGAAUAUUCCCUGGUUGUACUUUGUCAAUAGUUUUCUCAUUGCUACAGUGUAUUGGUUUAAUUGUCACAAACUUAAUUUAAGAGACAUUGAGUUACCUUUGGAUCCAUUUGUCAACUGGAAGUGCUGCUUCAUUCCACUUACAAUUCCUAAUAUUGAGCAAACUGAAAAACCUCUAUCAAUAGUGACUUGUUAAUAUUAUGAAGUAAAAGUUACAACUAUAAUAAGGUCAUAAUUUUACAAACAAAGAAUUCAGGACAUAUUAAAAAAUAAACUGAACUAAAGCUUUGCCCCUUAACUUUGAUACCUUUUCAGAAUGUAUCUUUUGGGGCUAUGAUACUACUUAUUAAAUAGUGUUUCAUUUUAAAAACAAAAGAAUUCCAAGAAGUUUUUAUACUUAUUAAGGGACACUAUAUUAAUUUGUUAUUAACACGAAAAGUGAAAUGAGUUAACAUUUGGCCAUACUGAUGUGUUACCCCAAAAAAACUACCGGAUGUAAAUCUGAGAUUUCACUGACCACUUUAAGGUAUCAACCUAAAUAAACGUUUUUAUUAAAUGUUCAAAUGACAGCAAGAAAAUAAAAACUGUUCUUAAAAUGAUUUGGUAUAAAGUUCAAUGUAAGAGGAAGAUUAGCUCAUUUUAAAUUUACCUAAUUUUAAAAAGUAGAUCUCUGUUCUUAAUGCAAAUGUUCCUGGAAGAAGAGUUUUGGUUGCUCACCUUACGGAAUUGGGAGUAGUGGCUAGGUCUCUUUCCAUGACUCAGCAGAUUCAUUUUCAUAUUAUAACUCAUGUAUCACAUACUUGCAUGUUACAUCAUAAUCGCAUUGGCAAUGUAUCACACGUAAAAGCAGACAUUCCUCGGCACUACUGACAGACAUUUGGGGUUGGUUAAUUUUCUGUUGUGGGGCAGUUUAGCGGCAUCCCUGCCCUCCGCCCACUAGAAACAAUCAAUCAAAAAUGUCUUCAGACAUGGCCAGACCUGUCCUGGUGGAUGGGCAGAGUUGCUUCAUUGGAGUAAAACAGUAUGACUGGCAGAAUAAUCUUAAGUUACUUUAGGAAUUAAGCUAUAUAGAUAUUUUUAUCACCAUUUAUAAAUACUAUAUUACAUAAAUCUAAACCUAGCUUUUCCUAAAUUUGUGGCUUUUAUAUUUAUGGAAAGAUAUAUUUUUAACAUGACUCAUAGAUUAAUAUGUACAUGUUUGUGUGUCAUAACAAUACUUACCCUUACAUAUCAUGCAAAUUCAUGCAAAUAUGUUUUUUGGUGUCAUUUUUAAAAUGCUUGUUGUGAUUCACAAAAUUGAAUUCAUGAUCCACAAAUAGUUUCUUUCCAUUAUUUGAAAAAAUGUCCUAUAACAAGUGCUAUGGAACAUGAAUAAUAGCAAAAAGAUUUAGGAAACGUUUCCUGUGUGCCCAGUACUGUUAUCAUCCCCUUCUUACACAUGAGAAAAUUUAAACAUCAAAAUUAAGAAACUCACUAUCAUACAACUAGACAUUGGGGAAGCUGGGAUGCAAACCCAGAAUUCUGAUCCAGAGUUCUUGCUCUUUGCCACUAUAUUACACUGCCUUUCAUUGGUGCCACCGACUGUUCUCAAAAGAAUAGGUUGUUUGAGAGUCAAAUGUGAAGACUGUUCUUUCUUAAUUAUUUUUCACCUGAAAAUAUCCAAUGCCCAUGAACAUGUUAAGGCUUUAUAGGGCUAUAAUGAAUAAGUCUUUUUAAUUAGUUCUACCCAUCUGUAAAGACAAGUUGAAAUGCUGCUGGGCAGUCAGUCAGGAAUUCUUCGAAUAGCAUGUAAUACAAACUCACCCUGAGCCAUUCUAAGAACAAGCUGGAUACUGGAAACAACUUGGUAAACUACCAGGAGAAUCUCUGAGUUGUCGGUUUCCAUUUUGUGUGUCCACAAAGUGGGUGUUCUGGCUGCCAGCAUCUCAGGGCUUUUAUAAUUCCAACUUAAAGCAUCUCUAACUUCAAAUAUACAGUCCCAGGGAAUGACUGUUCAACCUGACUUCAGUGAUAUGUCCACCUCUCUAUGAUCAGGGUCUGUUAACAGAAGACACGGCAGGGAAGAGAAAUAACCACUAUAAUGGCUGGUACACUGUUAAAAAAUACUUAGAGAAAACGAGAAUAAAAAUGACAUUAUUCUAUAAAAACCAAAUGAGAGACAAAGUUUAGGAUAAGUAAUCCUAUGUUUGAGGGAACAUCAGGGUGUGUUUAAACAGUUUAGAACAUUUAAACCCGGCCCUCUUUCCUUCUGUUACUUUCUCCUCUAAAUAUAUUGCCUUCUAGUUGUUGGCCAAAUAUGGGAAUGAAAUAUGUUUAAAUAUAUUGAACUUAGUAAAAACUUAUACUCUGCAGAUUUUAAAACCAUUUCAAAUCUCACUGAGCUUUUGUUUACACAGAGGAUUCCCCAUGUCUCAUAAGCUUAAAGAAAAAAAAUUAUUGAAUAGACCAGCCAAAUGGAAGAGGCUUUUAUUUGUAAAGAAAUGAACUUACAACUGGUCUACAAUAUAUUAUUGUAAUAUAAACAAUAUAAAUAAAUGAUCCUGUAGGCCCACUAAUCUUCCAUCCAGACCCACAUGAAGCAAUGUUAACAAUAUUCUAUAUGAAAAUGUGCAGGUAACAAAGGUGCAAUUACAAGCAAGUUAAGCAGCAGAGUAUAAGGUGCUUUAAUUUAAUAGUUAAUGUUGCCAUCAACAAACAUUUAAAUGCUCAAUUUACCUCACUGAAUACAGACACAACAAAUAUGAAAAUCUAAAUUCAUACACAUGCUACUUAAUAUGAAAGUGCUUUCUCUUUUUU
Sapajus apella (tufted capuchin) is the source of this 4454-nucleotide messenger RNA. RefSeq names its product G protein-coupled receptor 160 (gene GPR160). The transcript is spliced from 3 exons. The record is from RefSeq and is a predicted model, not a curated record. Bases 838 to 1854 code for a protein of 338 amino acids. Gene Ontology annotation, cellular component: plasma membrane; signaling receptor complex. Lineage: Eukaryota; Metazoa; Chordata; Mammalia; Primates; Cebidae.